AUGUUAGUUCAUGAAGAUGGUAGUUCGAAAAAGGCUGUUGAUAGAGGAUUGGCAAUCGAUGUGAAUUCACCAUUUGCAAAGGAAAUACCCGAAGAAGCAUUUGACAAAAAAGCCGAGAAGAGAAGUUACUUGAUGAGACGUGGUGCUAUAUCAAUUGGCAUUGACAGCCUAGAAUUAGUAAAUUUUGUUGCUUAUGGUUGA
This is a messenger RNA of Acanthocheilonema viteae, 201 nucleotides long. Lineage: Eukaryota; Metazoa; Nematoda; Chromadorea; Rhabditida; Onchocercidae. The record is from the annotation of a GenBank genome assembly.